AUGGUUUCAGCAUACACCAGCAACGGCUCCGAGGGCGAGACGGAGAAGAUCAACACCAACAUUGUGACGCUCACCCGGUUCUUGACUGAAGAGCAAGUCAAGCACAAGGAGGCCACCGGUGACUUUACGCUCCUCUGCCACGCCCUCCAAUUCUCCUUCAAGUCCAUCGCCUACUACAUCCGCCGCGCCACCCUCGUCAACCUCACCGGCCUCGCCGGCAGCUCCAACACGACAGGCGACGACCAAAAAAAACUCGACGUCAUCUCCAACGACCUCUUCAUCGAGGCCAUGCGCUCGUCGGGUAAAUGCGCCUUGCUAGUGUCGGAAGAAGAGGAGGAAGUAAUCUACUUCAAAGACGCCAAAGACGCGCGCUACGCCGUAGCCUGCGAUCCAAUCGACGGCUCCUCCAACCUCGACGCUGGUGUUUCCGUCGGGACAAUCUUUGCGAUUCACAAGCUGGCUGAGGGGUCGACGGGAACAAAAGAAGACAUCCUCAAGCCCGGGACGGAGCUUGUCGCGGCGGGGUUCACCAUGUACGGUGCGUCCGCCCAGCUGGUGAUUACGAUGAAGGGGGGGAGCGUGAACGGGUUUACGCUGGAUAACGGGGUGGGGGAGUUCAUUCUGACGCAUCCGGACAUGAGGCUGCCGAAGAAGAGGAGUAUUUACAGUGUGAAUGAGGGGAAUAGUUUGUAUUGGGAGGACAAUGUGAAGGAGUAUUUUAAUAGUCUGAAGGAGGCGAAGGAGGAGGGGGGAAAGCCGUAUAGUGCCAGGUAUAUCGGGAGCAUGGUGGCGGAUGCGUACAGGACGUUGCUUUAUGGGGGGGUGUUUGCCUACCCGGCGGACAAGAAGAGUCCGAAGGGGAAGUUGAGGAUUUUGUAUGAGUGUGCGCCGAUGGCGAUGGUUUUUGAGAACGCUGGUGGCCAGGCGGUUGACAGCCAGAUGAGGAGAUUGAUGGAGGUGGUGCCGGAGCAUAUUCAUGACAAGAGUGGAAUUUUCAUGGGCAGCUGGGAUGAGAUUGAGAAGGUCAAGUCCUUCCACAAGUGA
This is a messenger RNA of Podospora anserina S mat+, 1044 nucleotides long. RefSeq lists its product as uncharacterized. The record is from RefSeq and is a predicted model, not a curated record. Bases 1 to 1044 code for a protein of 347 amino acids. The transcript has 3 exons. Lineage: Eukaryota; Fungi; Ascomycota; Sordariomycetes; Sordariales; Podosporaceae. Gene Ontology annotation, molecular function: fructose 1,6-bisphosphate 1-phosphatase activity. Gene Ontology annotation, biological process: fructose 6-phosphate metabolic process; sucrose biosynthetic process; fructose 1,6-bisphosphate metabolic process. Gene Ontology annotation, cellular component: cytosol; cytoplasm.